Haliotis rufescens (red abalone) is the source of this 3531-nucleotide messenger RNA. Its product is annotated as toll-like receptor 4. The record is from RefSeq and is a predicted model, not a curated record. NCBI's taxonomy places the organism in Eukaryota, Metazoa, Mollusca, Gastropoda, Lepetellida, Haliotidae. Gene Ontology annotation, biological process: inflammatory response; toll-like receptor signaling pathway; immune response. Gene Ontology annotation, cellular component: membrane. Bases 1 to 2514 code for a protein of 837 amino acids. Gene Ontology annotation, molecular function: triacyl lipopeptide binding; protein binding; transmembrane signaling receptor activity. The transcript has a single exon.
AUGGCUCUCAAAGACUACGUUCCUUUGUUACUUCUCAUGACCAUAUCCAAUGGAGGAAACGCCAACAAACCCUGUUUGCCAUGUACUUGUUCCAAAAUAAUGCAUGAAGACUGUUACUAUGCGAACUGUUCCUACCUGAAUUUGACGGCGAUUCCACCGACACUGCACCGCGACAUUUGUCGCCUGAAUCUCCAUGGAAACAUAAUAACUACCCUUAAUAACUCGGAUUUAAACAAUUAUACAAUGUUGACUUCCCUUGAUCUCUCCUUUAAUGUUUUGUCUGAAGUCCACAACGACACAUUUAACAGUGUUGGGGAUUUGGCCUUUCUUGACCUGUCCUCAAAUAGACUCAACUUUACGUUCACAUCAACACAGAUAUUCUCUCCCUUGACGAAACUGAAAGUUUUGAACAUCAGCAACAAUACUUAUCUCGACAUCCCUGAUAUGAUCCUGUGUCAUCUGAUGUCUCUUGAGAGUCUCACCAUGGAUGGUUUUCAAAGUCCUAUUGGUAAUGGAUGUGGUGUGAUGUACAAUCUUACAUACCUAUCCCUAUCUGGUGAAAAUGGGAGUUGUAAAAUUGGUAAUUUGUCCGAGGACUUACUGCAAAACGUCCCGAUGCUGGAGUAUCUGAAUGUUUCUUAUUGUAAAAUCUUAACGGUAAAACCUGAAGCUCUUUCCUUCUUGCGGAACAUUGACACUCUAGAUAUAUCAGGUAACACCUACUUAAAUUUCAAAGGAGUCGCGAAUGCUACGGCUGGACUGGAUAAAUCAAGACUGAGAAAACUUUUUAUUAACCAGAUGGUGGGUAAACUUACUAUUUGUGUUUGGGUGCCACAAUCGAUUGGUUUAAAUCUUCAAAAUACUUCCCUGGAAACAUUAAAGGCUAACGACAACCGUAUCGAAUUAAUUCACAAAAAUGUGUUCAGGCUGUUGCCAAAUACACUUAAGACUGUCAGUAUCAGGAACAACCGUCUCACCUACGGUGCAUACAUCUGGUAUCUACAGAACCUGACAGGACUAGUGUCACUGGACUUGAGUUCAACGAGGGGACUUCUUAAGUUACCAUUUGCAGAACCGGAUAACUAUUCCAGAGACCUAUCUUCUCACCAUCAAACUGACAAUUGUUUAACAACACCAAGAAGAGAGAUAUAUUUGGGAGAUGUUCUUCAUGAAAGGUCACUGCAACAUCAACAGAACAUCACACCCUUUGGUGUUCCACCUAAACUGAAGACCCUGAAGUAUACAGAUUGUAAAUUAGCAUAUGAUUUGUCGAAAUUAUAUUUUGCUGAAAAUAGCCUGAGGCAUGUUGAUCUGUCUUAUAACAUUUUAGCUCUGUGGUUUGGUCCUGUAUAUGGUUUAGAAAAUGUUACCCAUCUUGACCUCUCAGGAAAUCUUGCAAUGUAUAUCAAAAAAGAUUUUUUUGCAAGCUUUCCGUCACUUACACACCUAAAUAUAUCCCACAAUGCACUCGAAAUGUCUGAUAAUGGGCAGUAUUUACGGAAUCAAAGCAAAGUAGAAGUUUUAGAUUUGUCCCACAACAAUAUAUUGUUCUUGAAUCGCGAUUUCCUCUCAGGACUGAAAUCAUUGAGGACAUUGAAUCUUUCUUGUAACUAUUUGGACAGCCUGUUUGUAGAUCUUGAAAAUAACGUAAAUCUUACAAGUAUAAAUUGUUCAAACAACAACAUCAAAUAUAUCUCACCACGAACGAGAUCCCAGAUGGACAGGAUAGCCGAGUUACACGAGUUUACAAUAGACCUUUCGGGAAAUGACCUCCGAUGCACAUGUCAAAAUAUAGAAUUUCUUGAAUGGUUACUAAACUCCAAAAUUCAGGCAGCAAACAAAGAACUGUAUCAUUGCGUAGACAUUAAUGGGAAAGUGAUACACUUUAAAGGUCAUGACGUACUAAAGAAUCUGAAAGCGUCUUGCGCUAACUUCAUAGCCCUGUCUAUGGGACUAAUUGUAACAAUCGUCCUGAUCUUUUCUCUGAUAGUGGGAACUAUUUGUUAUCGAUAUCGAUGGAAAAUAAUUUACAUUUAUUAUGUGUUCAAACUGAGACUAAGAAACAACAUUGAGUAUGAACGUAUUUACGAUUAUGACGUUUACGUCUCUUACACUGACCUUGACCUUGAUUUUGUCCGCAAGGACAUGAUUCCAAAGCUAGAACACCAGCGGGGUACGAGACUUUACAUCCGGGAUCGAGAUUCCCUCCCAGGAGCUACUAUUGCUGAGAACAUCAUCGACGGGAUAAGGAGCAGCAAGAAAACUGUGUUGUUGUUGUCCCAGGCGUUCCUGAAGAAGAAGUGGUGCAGGUAUGAGUUACAUAUGGCCAACAUGGAGAGUGUGUCUACUGGCCGAUCUGUGAUGGUCAUCAUUAUGCUUGAGGAUAUUCCUAAUAAGGACAUUCCACCCGAGAUCCUCUAUGAUGUGCAGAACAGCCGUUUCAUAGACUGCCCAAACGAUAGCAGCGAUCAGGAACUGUUCUGGGCAAAUGUGUCCGCGGCGAUUGAUAGUUAGAUUGUUUUGUAGGUUAUCUUUUAUAUAUACAUAGAGAUUAUGAUACGAGCAUGUGUGUCACACUGAUGUUACGAAUCGGAUGUCAGAAUGUGUGUAUUUCACGAGCGAGAGGGAGGGUGAGACAUGAAUUCUAACACGAGUUUCGUAAAAUCAAUGUGAGACACAUGCGAGUGUAAAAAUGUCUUUAUUACUCAAUAUUUUCAGCUCUGCUCUGAUCACGACCGUCGUGUUAGUAAAGCAUAUUUGUCGACUGUGUCGACAAUCUUCAGCUAUGACGCCAGUCAGACCUUUCGUCACAAUGACGUCAACAAUGCCGUCCGGAUGACGGAAACAAUACACUGGCUGGAGUGAAGUGAUUUUUUUUAUGAAUUUAAAAAAAAUAUUCUAACACUAUGUGUAAUAAACAAUGUUACGGGACAAACGCGAAUUUGCACAUAAACUCUCAUUAGUUUGUAAUAAUACUUCCGGAGGAAUAUCUUAAUUUUAGUCAGUCUUAAAAUACAUCUACAGUCUAACGGUAUUGUUCUACUUUAAUGCCUGUUCCAGGUAUGCAUGAACAUACAUAUGUUUUAUUGUGUUCCACCAUUCAGUCACAGAAAUCUGGUUCGAACUUGAAAGACAAAAAUUGAAAAUGAUAUCUCUCGUAAGGGUGGAGGGUGUCUCGUUAGCUUAUGAGGAAACUCGGAGACAUUCAGACUACGGUGACCACUCAGUCAACCAGCAGAAACAUUGGCCCAGGAAAUAGGUGGGAAUUCCAACACAAACUAUACUGUUAAAUGUUAAUAUCACAUUCGUGAUUGAUCUUAUUUUCAAUAUUAUUUAUCAUAAUUUAUUAUUAAGAUGAUCUUUGCAUGUUGCACUAAUGCCCAAUAAGCCAUACUUUCGUAAGUAACAAUAAUUCUCAACAAAGCUCUGUGAAACAAGACAUCAAAUAUACAAUCAUUAUUACAUGCCAGGGGAAAGCGUCGGGGGUGGUCGGGUAGCCUAGUGGUUAAAGCGUUCGCUCGUCAAACCGAA